Molecule: messenger RNA, 4475 nt
Organism: Salarias fasciatus (jewelled blenny)
Lineage: Eukaryota; Metazoa; Chordata; Actinopteri; Blenniiformes; Blenniidae
Gene: tubgcp3
Product: tubulin gamma complex component 3
Exons: 23
Coding region: 103-2814 (903 amino acids)
Biological process (GO): cytoplasmic microtubule organization; spindle assembly; mitotic cell cycle
Cellular component (GO): spindle pole; gamma-tubulin complex; microtubule organizing center
Molecular function (GO): gamma-tubulin binding; microtubule minus-end binding
Source: RefSeq, a predicted model, not a curated record
UUGUCAAAAUGGCGCUGCUAGCGGUGGGAGGCUGGAGUUAGUCCGUCUUCUUCAUCUCUCCACUCCUCGGGAAAACCCCCGGACAUUUAUCCGCGGGCAAGCAUGGCAACCCUGGACCAGAAGUCCCCCAACGUGCUCCUCCAGAGCCUGUGCUGCAGGAUCACGGGGAAAAGCGAAGUUGACGUUGCCCACCAGUUCCAGUAUGCAGUGCGAGUCAUUGGCAGCAACUAUGCCCCAACCAUUGAAAGAGACGAGUUCCUGGUGUCGGAGAAGAUCAAGAAAGAGUUGCUGAAGCAGAGAAGGGAGGCGGACGCCGCUCUCUUCUCAGAGCUGCACAGAAAACUUCAGACACAGGGAGUUUUGAAGCAUCGGUGGUCGGUCCUCUACCUGCUGCUCAGUCUUUGCGAUGAUCCCCGCAAGCCUUCCACCAGGAUGGGAAACUACGGCGCGCUGUUCGCCCAGGCCCUCCCGAGAGACUCCCACUCCACCCCGUUCUACUGCACCCGCCCCCAGAGCCUGGCCCUCAGCUACGGCGAGCGGGGCCUCUCCGCCAGCGUGGGCACCAGCGGGAUUUCCAGCCUGGGCGUGUACACGCUGAACGGGCCCACGCCGACGCCGCAGUCCCUGCUGGCCGGUCAACCUCCCCAGGCCGCGGCCGCCGGCGCCCAGGCCCUGGGUUCACGGUUAGCCUGGGCUCUUCCCGUGAACUCUUCCCCUUCCUCGGCCAUGGCGCCGCCCGCCUCCCGCCCGCCGCUCGGACCUCCAGCCCUCUCGUCCCGAGCGAGCCGACCGCACCGCGACGGCGACGCCACUGGCGAGGUCACCGAGGCCGCUCUGGUGCGAGACAUCCUCUACGUCUUCCAGGGCAUCGACGGCAAGUUCAUCAAGAUGAACGCCCAGGACAACUGCUACAAAAUAGACGGCAAGGCGGUGCUGUGCAAGUCCCUGAGGGACACCAGCGGCCGACUGGCCGAACUCGGCUGGCUCCACAACAAAGUCAGGAAGUACACAGACGCCAGGAGCCUGGACCGGGCCUUCGGAUUGGUCGGACAGGGUUUCUGUGCGGCGCUCCACCAGGAGCUGAAGGAGUACUACAGGCUCCUCUCCGUCCUCCACUCUCAGCUGCAGGUGGAGGACGACCAGGGCGUGACCGUUUGCACGGAGAGCAGCCUGACUCUCAGGAGGCUGCUGGUGUGGAUGUACGACCCCAAAGUGCGACUCAAAACGCUGGCGGCCCUCGUCGACUUCUGCCAAGGUCGAAAGGGAGGCGAGCUGGCCUCGGCCGUUCACGCUUACGGGAAAACGGGAGACCCUCAGAUGCGAGCGCUGGUUCAGCACAUCCUCAGCCUGGUGUCGCACCCCAUCCUCAACUUCCUGUACAGGUGGAUCUACGACGGGGAGCUGGAAGACACCUACCAUGAGUUUUUCGUGGCGUCGGAUCCGAACGUGAAGACGGACCGCCUGUGGCACGACAAGUACUCCCUCAGGAAGUCCAUGAUCCCCUCCUUCAUCACCAUGGACCAGGCCCGCAAGGUGCUGCUCAUCGGGAAAUCCAUUAACUUCCUGCAUCAGGUUUGCCACGACCGCACGCCGCCGGGGAAAAUCACGCCAGCUUCCAAAUCCACAGACACGCCUAAAGACGCCGCGGAGCUGCUGUCGGACCUGGAGGGGGCGUUCCAGGAGAAGAUCGACGCGGCGUACUUCGACACCAGCAAGUACCUGCUGGACGUCCUCAACCACAACUACCUGCUGCUGGAGCACCUGCAGGCCAUGAGGCGGUACCUGCUGCUGGGCCAGGGAGACUUCAUCAGGCACCUCAUGGACCUGCUCAAACCCGAGCUGGCCCGCGCCGCCACCACGCUCUACCAGCACAACCUGACCGGCAUCCUGGAGACGGCGGUCAGAGCCACCAACGCCCAGUUCGAUCACGCGGAGAUCCUCAAGAGGCUGGACGUCCGCCUGCUGGAGGUGUCUCCUGGAGACACGGGCUGGGAUGUGUUCAGUCUGGACUACCACGUCGACGGGCCGAUUGCCACGGUGUUCACGAGGGAGUGCAUGAGCCACUACCUGCGCGUGUUCAACUUCCUGUGGCGGGCCAAAAGGAUGGAGUACACGCUGACGGACAUCUGGAAGGGACAGAUGUGCAACGCCAAGCUGCUCAAAACCAUGCCUGAGCUGUCUGGCGUGCUGCAUCAGUGCCACAUCCUGGCCUCCGAGAUGGUCCACUUCAUCCACCAGAUGCAGUACUACAUCACGUUCGAGGUGCUGGAAUGCUCCUGGGACGAGCUGUGGAACAAAGUGCAGCAGGCUCAGGACCUGGACCACAUCAUCGCCGCCCACGAAGUCUUCCUGGACACAAUCAUUUCAAGAUGCCUGCUGGACAAUAACAGCAGGUCUCUCCUGAACCAGCUGAGGGCCAUAUUCGAGCAGAUCAUCGAGUUCCAGAGCGCCCAGGACUCGCUGUACCGCUCGGCGCUGGAGGAGCUCGCCCUGCGUCUGCAGUACGAGGAGAAGAAGCAGCAGCGCGAGGAGGAGGGCGAGUGGGGAGUGACGGCCGAGCAGGAAGCCGAGGAGAAGCGGAGGAUCCAGGAGUUCCAGGAGACCGUACCAAAGAUGCGCUCGCAGCUCCGCAUCCUCACCCACUUCUACCAGAGCAUCGUCCAGCAGUUCCUGGUGCUGCUGAUGACCAGCUCGGACGAGAGCCUGCGCUUCCUCAGCUUCCGGCUGGACUUCAACGAGCACUACAGGGCCAGAGAGCCGAGGCUGCGGGCCUCGCUGGGCGCCGCGCGCGGCCGGCGACCGUCCAACAUCUGACGCGGCCGCGGCGCCGUGCCGACCAGCUCCGCCUGGCGCCGUGGGGAAACGCACGAGGCGCCGCAUCGCACCAGGCCCCGCGGCGGACUUUAAAACGCUUCCCGGCAGGACGACGCUUUUUUUUUUUUUUUUUUUUUUUUUGGGGAGGCGAGCGAGCGAUCCGGCCGUGUGAAAGCGGCAGACUCUCAAGCGCUCAAGCGAGAUCCGCCAAAACACCAUGGGAGACGCCGGGCGGAAACGCUUGCAUCCGAGAGCGAGGAAGGGGCGGGUGGGUGACGAACGAAUGCCGCCGUCCGACCGAGCUCCCCCCGAGUCACGCCGGGCCACCGCUCAUGGCAUGCCUUAUUCACGAGGAGAAGCAAGACCUUUCUUCCUUCUUUUUUUUCCUUUCUUCCUUUCUUUCUUUCCUCAGUCCCAACACACAAUAUCUGUACAUACGGUUUAUGCAAACAUGUACGUGUGUGUGUAAUACGUCAGCAGCUCCCCGUCGCCGCCGCCGGAGCUCCGCUGAUGCGAGUCCGAGUUUUCUUUUUUUUUUUUUUUUUUAAGAAUUGAAAUCAGAAAACGUGACUUUUCUCGCACGGACAUAAUGAGGCGCCGGGAGAUAUUGAUCAUUAAUGAUCAGCGUCGGCAGAUCGGUACAUCAGUGGAACUCCCAGUUCUUAAAAAUCCAGGGUAUUUUUGGUGGGAAUCCAGUCAUACAGACACAACUCUGCUGUGUUUUCCUCCCAGUAUUAACCCCCUCCCUCCCAGUUUGUAGUUAGUUUGAAGUCUGGCACUUUUUAUUUCUGUAAGAGACAGAUUAAUUUUUUUUUUUUUUACAUGAAUCUAUUGGAACGUGAUAAAGAAGAGAGUAUAGCUGCGUAUUUAAGUGAGGAUUUUUUGACUAUCAUUAACUUGAUAUUGACUGAUGGGAUAUUUCAUCCUGACAUGAACCUCAGAGCGUCGAUCUAUUUAAAAAAAAUAAAAAUAAAAAUGAUCCCCUUUUAGCCCAGUUCUGCCUGUAAAGUUCCGAUAAUCACCAGAAUCAGAACUGCUGAGUCUCACAACUCUUUUGCUGGAUUCCUUUGCGGGUUCCGGAAGCAAUCUCAGUUCGCCAUACAAUCAUUUCCACUUGAAAUCAGAUUGAUUAAAACUUGUGCGUUUGUAAAAAUCGAUCUACUAAUACAGACAAAACUUGAGACUCCUCAUAAAUCCGCCCACAGUUUGUCUCUAAAAUGAUGCUUUUCCCCUGGAAGUGACGUGACGGCGAAUACGUUUUUUGUUUACGUGUGCAGAUACACAGAAUAUUUCAGGGUUUUGUGUGUUUUUGUUUUUGUUUUUUUGUUUUUUUGCAGCAUGCACCCUUGAGUUUAAUCCCGGAGUGUGUGUGCGUGCGUGCUGUGAUAUUUUGACUUUUAAUUUGUGUUGUCGGUGAAACAAACUGGUGCUGCAUCUGGUCUCCAGACCGCGUUACUGCUUUCCGGCAAGGACGUUCCUCACACACACACACACACACACACACACACACACACGAGCAUAAACAGGUGAAUCCGACAGUUUGAACUCGUCUCUUUCUGUCUGUAUAUCCUCAACCUUGUAUAGCACAUAAUGUAUAGAGAAUAGGGAUACAAACCGUCCCGCGUCUUCUUUAAUAAAGUGUUCUUUUCUAAUCGAGUGUG